Messenger RNA from Drosophila serrata, 1329 nucleotides. RefSeq names its product Aldehyde oxidase 2 (gene AOX2). NCBI's taxonomy places the organism in Eukaryota, Metazoa, Arthropoda, Insecta, Diptera, Drosophilidae. Gene Ontology annotation, molecular function: iron ion binding; oxidoreductase activity. The record is from RefSeq and is a predicted model, not a curated record.
AUGCGAGUUGGAGGAGCUUAUGGCGCAAAGGAAACCAGGUGCAACUUGGCGGCCUGCGCCGCUGCUCUAGUCGCCUUCAAGCUGAGACGCCCGACCAGAUUUGUGCAGACCAUCGAGUCCAUGAUGGAGACCCUUGGCAAACGUUGGUCUUCUCGCUCGGACUAUGAGUUCCGGGCAAGGGCCAACGGAUCGAUCUUCAUGCUAACUAACAACUACUACGAGGAUGCCGGAUGCAGUAUAAACGAGAAUCCUGUGGAUUUUUUGACACUGCCAUCCUUAAGAAAUGUUUACAAUGUUUUGUUUUAUAAAAUGAUAGAACUCUUUCCACGGUUUCUGGAAACCACUGAGUACCGCCAGCGACGGGCCCAGGUCAAUCUUUUUAACGCACAGAAUCGUUGGCGCAAACGUGGUUUGGGUUUGGCCCUAAUGAAUUUCACUCUUAACACUACAGUGGCCUACACCUAUCCGGUCAAGGUGGCCAUCUACCACGAAGAUGGAUCGGUAGUAAUCUCACACGGCGGCAUAGAGAUUGGACAGGGUGUGAACACUAAGGCUGCCCAGGUAGCAGCCUUUGUGCUGGACGUGCCGGUGAGUGGAGCCAACUCCAUGCUGACAGCCAACUCCAUGACCAGUGAAAUGAGUGGUCUGGCCGUGCGGAAAGCAUGUGACACUUUGAACAAGCGAUUGGAGCCACUUAAGCAACGACUGGGAUCCCAAGCAACCUGGUUGCAAGUCCUCCAAGCUGCCUACUUGGAGUCCGUUUUCCUUAUCGCAAUGGAGUCAUACAAGUUGGGAGAUAUACCGAACUACAACAUCUAUGGGUUAAGUCUAACCGAACUUGAGCUGGACAUCCUGACUGGCAAUCAUCUGAUCCGUCGAGUGGACAUUCUUGAGGAUGCUGGGGAGAGCUUGAGCCCUCUGAUCGAUGUUGGUCAGGUGAAAGGUGCUUUUGUUAUGGGUUUGGGGUACUAUCUUUCUGAGUUGCUUGUCUACGACCGCCAAACGGGUCGCAUCCUUACAAACCGAACCUGGAACUACCAUCCUCCUGGAGCCAAGGAUAUUCCAAUUGACUUUCGCAUCGAACUGCUGCAGAAGAACCCGAAUCCAGUGGGAUUUAUGCGUUCGAAGGCCACUGGUGAGCCAGCUUUGUGCCUGGCUGUUGGAGUUCUUUUUGCCAUGCAACAUGCCACCCAGUCAGCCAGGAAAGAUGCAGGUCUACCCAGGGAGUGGGUGCGGUUAGGAGCACCAACUACGCCGGAGCAUUUGCGCUGCAGUAAUGGUAUAGAAUUUGGUUUAGUUAAGUUGUUUUCACAAAGUUUUGUGAUUUAA